Pestalotiopsis fici W106-1 is the source of this 639-nucleotide messenger RNA. RefSeq lists its product as uncharacterized. The record is from RefSeq and is a predicted model, not a curated record. Gene Ontology annotation, biological process: protein import into nucleus. Gene Ontology annotation, cellular component: nucleus; cytosol. The coding region runs from base 1 to 639 and encodes 212 amino acids. Gene Ontology annotation, molecular function: nuclear import signal receptor activity. The transcript has a single exon. Lineage: Eukaryota; Fungi; Ascomycota; Sordariomycetes; Amphisphaeriales; Sporocadaceae.
AUGGCGGACCAGCAACAACCUCUCUUUGGCCUGUUACCGGCCGGCCACCCGCUGAUGACGGCGCCCUCGUCCAUUCCCGGGCCGGGCUCCUUUCUCUACGUGAUCCCCUCGACCACGCCGGCCAACCCCAAGCCCUUCUCCCACCUCUCUGUGUUCCUGCUGCCCGGCGUGGCGCUGCCCCCGGACACGGCCGCCGCCAUUUACCUCAUCACCAACCCCGAGGCCCUGGCCGCCGGCACCGCCCCGCCGGCCACGCGCUUCCUCGGCGGCGUCGGCCCUGGCAAGGAGAGCGCCGUCUUCAAGCUCGGCGGCGGCCAGCAGGGCGUCGUCAUUGGCGUCAGCGUCGAGGACGCCGGCAGCGUCGCCCAGAGGAUCGAGGAGCAGCAGGCUGCCAGGGCGGGUAGUGGAGGCGGCGAGCUGGUCAAGGCCGGCGGGGCGGCAUCGGGCGGCGGCCAGCAGCCGUCGACGCAGGUUCUUGCGCAGCGCAUCAUCAAGAAUGCCUUCAACUUCCUGGCCAGUUUCAGUGGGCAGGCCGGCGGCACCGAGGUUGUGCCGCUGCGUGCAUUCGAAGAGUGGUGGAAGAAGUUCGAGAGCAGGGUCAGAUCAGAUCCCAGCUUCCUGGAGAGGGAGACAGAUUGA